AAAGAGCCCAGAGCGGAGAAGGGAAGAAGAAAGGAAAGAAAGGAAUUUUGGGCUGCUCUCUUCUCGUUCCCCGAGACUACUAUCACUUUGUCCCUUGGAAGCCGUUGUGUUAUUAUUUAUUUAGUGCUAGCCAGCCCUCAAAAAAGGCGGCUCCGCCAAGCCGCUGAACUGCGCAUUUUGAUAUUCCACCGCCAGGAUCGACUCGCUCGUCUUUUUCCUCGUCUUCUGAUUCUCUCCUCAGCCUCUCUUUCUUCUCUCUCUUUCUCUUUCCCUUCACUCUUUUUCCAACUACAUUCUUUCUCUCUUCUCUCACCAUCGCCAUCCCAUCGACUUGACUUCCGUCUCUCUCUCGUUCUACGACCGUUGACCCUCGUCUUCGCCAUAUCUCAGCCGCCGUCACUCGUUUGGUCCUCUCUGUCUCCCUCUUCUAGGACGCCCCUAACCGCGGAGCCGCCUUGCACCACCUUACACAAACACAACAGCGAAAGCUCGCGCAGGGACAGAGGACCCGCCCCUUUAUCAUAUAACCCGCGUCCUGUGUCCCAUCGCCAUUGUUCUCUCUCGUCUUGCACAGCCAUACAGCGUCUACGUCGUCCUCUAUCGUCACCCACAAGCCUUGUCUCGAUCGUGGCAUCAUACAGCCACUACCACACUUAGCACUUACUUUUCUCAUCCUCCUCCCUUUUCUUUUCUCACUUUUAAUACGUCAAAAAUAACGGGGAUCAAGGCUCCGGUGAGGAGCUUCUGGCCGCCAAAAUUCGUCCAUACUCGAGGCGGACGUCUCUCUUGGGAGAGCCAGGAAUAGACCCGCCGUUGCUUCCUCCGGGUCAGGGCUAUAGGCCAAGAGAAGGGUACACGACUCACGCAGAGUCAUCGUGGAAGAUGUAUCUACCAAACACACGCUGGACGUGGUCGUUUGUCAUUGUCACCACGAUCCAGGCGGCAUGUGUUCUUGCUUUUGAAUCAUAUGUGUUUGCAAGAUUCCAGCUGCAGCUUAAGUCAGAUGCAUCGACGAAUACCGAAUCAAAAACGAUACCAACGUUUCUUACUCUCUACAUCUUCGGUUUCGUGUAUGAGCUUAUCUUGGUAUAUGAUGCACUUCGGCUGAAAAAUACUAUCCAAGUUAUUGGACUAUGUAUCUGCAACUUUGGGUUGCUUAUCUAUGGCGCUGUGCAAAUCGACCAGAUCGAUACUUCGGUAGAUCAGCUCGGUGCCCUUGGACUUAUCCACCCAGAGGUAAUAGAUGAGAUGAAGCCGUUCCUUAUUGCGAUUCCUUGCAUCACUGCUCUUGGAACCGUGGGCAUGGGUUUCCUUGCUUGGAAGUUAUACGAUGAAUUUGCAUGGACGAUCUAUAAGCAUAUCAGCGCUGAUUUGCGGAUGAAGCGCCGUUACCUUACCUAUCAGAUCUACAUUGCUCUGCUGAAGUUUGAUUUCUUCUUCUUCCUCGGAUUCACUGUCCAGUUUGUCGUUAUUGUGACAGACACUAAGACUGUUGAGUUUGCUCUGACCCUUGCUGCCAUACCAGUCACUAUCCUGAUCUUGGUUAUGGCUGCGUUCUGGACCCGACGUGAGAGUACAGUUGGCAUGAUCAUUGUCAUCGUAAGUUAUACUCCCUCUAUGGACCCUGAAACAAAUACCAUAACCUAACCUUUUGUCGACAGUUGCUCUACUUCGGUGGUUUUGCCUACUUCCUUUUCAAGCUAAUCCGCAUGUACUCUCCCGCGAAACAGAAGGCUUAUCUCCCUGCUCGCCGAUCUCUUACUUUCUUUGCCGUUGCAACCAUCAUCCUUAUCAUUAUGACAAUUAUCAACGCCAUAAUGUGUACUCUCAACUUCAACAAGGGGUUGAAGCCCCAUAUUACCAGCAAGAAGAGACCACGCGGUGCUGAGAAGGAAGGCACUGAACUUAAUGACCAGUUCUCACCACAUCCUGUGCCCACCCGCAUGACAAUCGAUUAAAAACUUCGCCUCCUCGAUAGUGAAUGAAUACAGCUUUGAAAAUUUUCCUUUGAAAGGAAAAGGAUGAAAAGAAAGAAGAAAAAAAAAAGUAAACUAAUCUCAAUCUGCAAUUAACAUUCCCAAUGCCAUAUACCCCAAGGAUAUCUCCAUUUUUCUUUGUUUCCUUUCAUUUUCCUUGCCAUAUCUUGUUACUUUUACGUACCUCUUUCUUUUUCAUUUUCAUUUUUUAUUUUUUGGACUCGGUGCAACCCAGUAAUAACCGCUCGAAUGCUUACCUCGAAUCUGAAUCUGGAUGCUAAAGGGUAACAGAAACAAUAUGAACGAGGAGCAAAUUCGAUAUGGCUCAACGUUCAAAUUCCGCCUCAUAGCGAGCUGACUUUUAAUCCUGUUAGAAUAGGGAUUUUAUUUGUUUCCCACCUGAUUUUGUCUUUUUCUCGAAUGAUACCUCAUGUAUUUCCUAUGACUCCUUGCCUAUUUUGUUUCCCUGUACCUAUUUGUACUUCUGUGAGGCUAUCUUCUGGCUCAUCGCUUGUCACUCUUUUGUGAGUUCUUUUGAAAAUUAUCAGCGUCUCAAAUAUACUUGGAUUCUCGUCUCUGUCAUGUCCACGUUAUUUAUACCCAUAGGGCUGAUACUCCACUCUGAAAUAUAGACAAUUCAACUGACCAUCAUCCUAAUACCUCAACUCUUCUGCCAUCAUUUCUUCUCUACUAUCCAUCAAGUAGCACCUAAAUAAAAUAUAUGAUUACAUAAGCUUCCCCGGCCCAAAGGCGG
This is a messenger RNA of Trichophyton rubrum CBS 118892, 2730 nucleotides long. RefSeq lists its product as uncharacterized. The transcript has 3 exons. Gene Ontology annotation, cellular component: Golgi apparatus. Lineage: Eukaryota; Fungi; Ascomycota; Eurotiomycetes; Onygenales; Arthrodermataceae. The record is from RefSeq and is a predicted model, not a curated record. Bases 883 to 1647 code for a protein of 254 amino acids.